Messenger RNA from Capsaspora owczarzaki ATCC 30864, 4209 nucleotides. RefSeq names its product transcriptional regulator. The record is from RefSeq and is a predicted model, not a curated record. NCBI's taxonomy places the organism in Eukaryota, Filasterea, Ministeriida, Capsasporidae. The coding region runs from base 247 to 4209 and encodes 1320 amino acids. The transcript is spliced from 3 exons. Gene Ontology annotation, biological process: negative regulation of transcription by RNA polymerase II. Gene Ontology annotation, molecular function: transcription corepressor activity. Gene Ontology annotation, cellular component: chromatin.
AUUAUUCCCGGUUUUUUUUUUUCCUGUGUUUGACGGUUGUUUCUUUUUUUUUUUUUUUCAAAAAAAAAGACCUUCAACAAAUCCAGCGCGCGUUUUUGACAAAACAGCGUCAUCAAACAACCGUUCGUUCGUUCGCUUUGGUGCCUCUCAACUCGCCCUUCCCAUCUGUUCCGACACCCAACAACAUCCAAAGGCAAAUCGACACCUCUAUCAAUUGUUCUCAACUCCAAAAACAAAAAAACAGCCAUGAGCGCGCCGCCAGUUCCAGGAGAACAAGUGAUGCAGCAGACGGCCGAGCACAUGCCACCAGCUGUGGCCCCGAUGAUGGUCGUCGCCCCGCCGCAGCCUGGACAGCCACACGACGAGGAGGCGUAUCGCAUGCGCAGACACGAGGAGCUCCAGCAGCCAGUCAUGUACCAGUCGCCCCUUCAGCAGAGCGUCCAGCCCCCACCGUUGCAAGCAGCUCAACAACAGCAGCAGCAACAGCAACAACAGCAACAGCAGUCAGGCGCUGCUGCUGCUGGUGGCCAAUCGCAAACCUUCCACAAGCUCAAAGUGGAGGACGCGCUGUCGUACCUGGACCAGGUCAAGCUCCAAUUCAUCAACCAGAUGCAAGUCUACAACCAGUUCCUCGACAUUAUGAAGGACUUCAAAUCGCAGAGCAUCGACACGCCCGGCGUCAUUCUGCGCGUUUCCACCCUCUUUGAGGGCCACCCGGACUUGAUUAGCGGCUUCAACACCUUCCUCCCGCCGGGCUACAAGAUUGAGGCGUCGUUGGAAGGAGCCGUCACCGUCCACCAACCGGGCGAUCGCGGUCCGCAGCAGAUCUAUCCCGGGCAGUUGCAGCACCUCUUGCCGCGCGUCCCGACACCGCCUACACCUGCCCAACAGGCGCAGGCCCAACAGGCGCAGGCGGCUGUCCAGCAAGCGGCUCGCAAGCAACCCGUCGAGUUCAAUCACGCCAUCAACUAUGUCAACAAGAUCAAAACGCGCUUUUCGCAGCAGCCCGAGACGUACAAGGCCUUCCUUGAGAUUCUGCAAACCUACCAAAAGGAGCAACGCACCAUCAAAGAGGUCUACGCCCAAGUCGCCAACUUGUUUGUGUCGCAGCCUGACUUGCUGAACGAGUUUUCCCAGUUUUUGCCAGAGGCUGUGCCGAUUGCCCAGCAAGCACAACAAGCACAGCAGCAACAGCAACAGCAGCAACAGCAACAGCAGCAGCAAGCAGACGGCGUCAAUGCGGCUCAUAACGCGGCUGCGGCUGCCAUGAGCGCGAUGCCUGCUCCAGCCCAUCUCGACGGCGGCGGCAAGGCUCCCGUCAUGCGCAACAUGGUCCCCGGUCCAUCGGGCCCUGUCCCUAUGGACUCGCAGUCCAAGGGCGGCAAGCUUGCCAAGACGACUCGCCGUGGUGCUGCGCCGGCCGGCCCUGCUGCUGCUCCUGCACCCACCCCCGCCGGCAACCGUCCGCCCUCGCAGCAGCAACCCACGCCGCCACCGCCCCAGGUGCAACCGCACCCCAUGUAUAUGCAGCCCGGUCCGGUGCCCUCCAACGCGCCCAUGCACCCCAUGGCGAUGCAACAAGUGGGCAUGCAGCCGCAAGCCAUGUACCCGCAGCACCCGUAUGGCCACCCGAUGCCUCAGGCGCCCGGGCAGCCCCAGCAGCAGUCCCAGCAACAACAACCGCCACAGCAACAGCAGCAACAGCAACAACAACAACAACAACAACAACAACAGCAACAACAGCAGCAGCAACAACAGCAGCAACAACAACAGCAGCAGCAGCAGCAGACGGCUGGUGGUGCCGCGGCUCUUGGGAAAAAGAACAAGAACAAGGGCAAGGACGGCCCGCAGGCCGGCUAUGGCCAAGCAGAUGUCUACCAGCAAAAGAUGGCCACGUUUGGUGCGCCUCCGACCGGCGCGCCCUCGUCGAUGGGUCAGAACUCUGGGGAGGAGUUGGUCUUUUUCGAGCGCGUCAAGAAGGCGUUGAACAAUCAGCAGGUCUACGAGAACUUUUUGCGCAUUCUCAACAUGUUCACCAACGACCAAAUGAGCCGAAACGAGCUCGUCAUUGCGGUGCAGGGCAUCCUUGGCAAGCACGCGGAUCUGUUUGAGUGGUUCAAGUCCUUCCUCGGCUUCCCGCUCAACGAGCAGACAGUGUUGCCGCAUCACAUGGGCCCGAUGGGGUUGAUGCAACCCGGCGUCCACCACGCGGCGAUGAGUGGACCCAUGGGUCCGAUCGGCAUGGCUCCCCCGAUGAACUCGGCCUCCGCCGCCGCUGCAGCGGCUGCUGCUGCGGGCGCUGCGGGUGGCCAUCCGGGCAUGAUGAUGGGAAUGCCAUCACAGCCAGGACAAGCAGGCCCGCAUCAUCAUCAUCAGCAGCAGCAGCCGCCCAUGUCGCAAGCGCAAGCCCAGCAGCACCAGAUGGAGCCGACGCCGUGGCAACCGGUCGACUUUAACAAGUGCAAGCGCCUGGGACACAGCUAUCGCGCGCUCCCGAACGAUUUCAUUCUGCCUCGCUGCACUGGCCGCACCGAGUUGUGCGAGUCUGUGCUCAACGAUCAGUGGGUGUCCUUCCCAACCUGGUCGGAAGAUACGGUCUUUGCGUCGUCACGCAAGAACGUUCACGAGGAAGCCUUGUAUCGCGUCGAGGACGAACGGUUUGAGUUGGACAUGGUGAUUGAGGCCAAUCUCGCCACGAUUCGAGUGCUCGAGCCAAUUGCGAAGCGCAUUUCCAGUCUGUCCCGCGAAGACGCCGCCAAACUGCGUCUGCACAAGAAUCUCGGCGGGCAGUCCGAAGUGAUUCAUCUCAAGGCCAUCCAGCGCCUGUAUGGCGAGCGUUCUGGCGAGGUGGUUCAAGCCCUCAAGAAAAACCCUGCCGUGGCCGUGCCGGUGGUGCUUCGUCGUCUCAAGCAAAAGGACGAAGAGUGGCGCCGCGUGCAGCGCGAGUGGAACAAGAUUUGGCGCGACGUCCACGAGCAAAACCGUCUUCGCUCGCUCGACCAUCAAGGCCUCACAUUCAAACAGACAGACAAGAAGGCGAUCGGCAGUCGCGCGCUCCAGCAAGAAAUGGAGACGGCACUCAACGAAGCCAAGACUCGCGCGCGCAGCUCUGUCGUUGGUCGCUCGGCGCCUUCGUCUGCUUCGACAGCCAGCAAUGGGGACGCUUCUGCUUCUGCUGCUACUGCUGCUGCUGCUGCUGCUUCAACCACGAGCAAGACGAAUGGUGACGCGGGAUCACACGCAACCCCCCUCACUCCCGCGGAAAUCCUCGCCGCGCCCCAUCUCAAGUUCUCACUUCCAUACGACACCUUGUUCAACGAGGUUGCCAAUCUCCUGUCCUACUACCUCAAGAACAUUGCUCCCGCCACCAACAAUACCGACAAGGAGCGUGUCGAGCCGCAACUGCCGGCAUUCUUGUCUGAUUUUUUCGCCCGCGAGCCAGUCACGCCCGACCCGCUGUUUACCACCGCUGUGACGGAUAUUUCCACUGGACCUAGUCCCCAACAAGUGUCGACGACCUCGAGUGCAGAGCCCGCCGGCAUGGACACGGCUCCAGAUCGCGCUGCAGGAGCGGAAGGGGACGGCUCAGCUGCUGCUGCUGCUGCUGCUACCAGGCCAACCGUCAAGCCCUCGUGGGCUGCCAAGAUUCUUCCUCCAACGGACACGAGCGUGCGAACAUUCUACGCCAACCUCCCCUGGUUCUUGUUCUUCCGAUUGCUUGCGACGCUGGUGGAGCGUUUGGGCAAGCUGCGUCAGCAUGCCGAGUCGCUUGCUACCGCCUACCUGACCGCUGGCGGGGACAAGACCAUGGAUCCCGAGAUUGCCUGCAAAUUGAACGUCAAGGUGGCCCUCGACUACCAGCCGCACAUGUACUGGAGUGCGUUCAUCAAGCUCCUCCGCUCCAUGCUCGAGAAUGAGAUUGACCUGACGACCUUUGAGGACUUGUGUCGCGAGAUGUUCACGACCAGUGCCUACCCCGUGUUUACCAUUGACAAGCUGCUGCAAACAGUGGCACGCCAGUUGGUGGUCGGCUUUACCGACGAUACUGGGUCGCGACUCCUCCAACUCUACCAAACAGAGCGCAGUCGUGUCUCAACUAGCAAAGUCACGGACGAUGCGUACGCCAACGCUGCCUCCGGGCUGAUUGAAGACGCGUGUUACCGAGUGACCUAUGUAUGUUUCACACUGAAGGUUUUGUGUGGAGGUUGA